Messenger RNA from Rhodotorula graminis WP1, 1961 nucleotides. RefSeq lists its product as uncharacterized. The record is from RefSeq and is a predicted model, not a curated record. The transcript has 5 exons. Gene Ontology annotation, molecular function: threonine synthase activity; pyridoxal phosphate binding. The coding region runs from base 26 to 1867 and encodes 613 amino acids. NCBI's taxonomy places the organism in Eukaryota, Fungi, Basidiomycota, Microbotryomycetes, Sporidiobolales, Sporidiobolaceae. Gene Ontology annotation, biological process: L-threonine biosynthetic process.
CUUCCGCCAGACCACCGCAGCUCAGAUGCACUCGAGCUUCCAGUACCUGUCGACCCGCGGCGGCGACGAGCGCCUCUCGUUCGAGGAGGCCGUACUCCGCGGCCUCGCGCCCAACGGUGGCCUCUACAUCCCGGCCCACCUCCCGUCGCUCCCCGAAAACUGGCAGCACGACUGGGCCAAGCUGUCGUUCACCGAACUCGCCCUCGAGCUCUACUCGCUCUUCAUCGAGGAGCACGAGAUCCCGCGUGACGACCUGCGCGACCUCGUCGAGCGCUCGUUCGCCACCUUCCGCCACAAGGACGUGACGCCCCUCCAUCGCGUCGGCGACAAGGAGUUCAUCCUCGAGCUCUUCCACGGCCCGACGUUCGCGUUCAAGGACGUCGCCCUCCAGUUCCUCGGCAACCUGUUCGAGUACUUCCUCACUCGCCGCAACGCCGACAAGCCCGAGGGCCAGCGCGAGCGCCUCACCGUCGUCGGCGCCACCUCGGGCGACACCGGCUCCGCCGCCAUCUACGGCCUGCGCUCCAAGAAGGACAUCUCGAUCUUCAUCCUGCACCCCAAGGGCCGCACGUCGCCGAUCCAGGAGGCGCAGAUGACGACCGUCCUCGACGACAACGUGCACAACCUCGCCGUCACGGGCACGUUCGACGACUGCCAGGACAUCGUCAAGCACCUGUUCAACGACACCGAGUUCAACUCGCGGUACCACCUCGGCGCCGUCAACUCGAUCAACUGGGCCCGCAUCCUCGCCCAGACCGUCUACUACUUCGCCGCCUACUUUGCCGUCCAGCCCCAGAUCCCGUACGACGUCCUCGACCCGCAGAUCCAGUUUGCCGUCCCCACGGGCAACUUUGGUGACAUCCUCGCCGGCUGGUACGCCAAGCACCUCGGCCUCCCCAUGGCCCAGCUCGUCGUCGCGACCAACGCCAACGACAUCCUCGCCCGCUUCUGGAAGACGGGCCGGUACGAGAAGGCCGACUCGGGCGAGCCCGAGCACUUUUCGGACGACGAGGCCGACGACGACGACGAGGCGGGCGAGGGCCACGUCCACCAGCGGUACCCGAGCCUGACCGAGGACGAGGCGUUCAGGCGCCAGCAGGAGGCCGUCGCGCAGAACGUCGAGCAGAACGGCGCGAGCGACGGCAAGCAGGCCGACGGCGCGACGCCCUCGCGCUCGACGUCGCACGCCCGCGGCGCCAAGCGCGCCCCGCCGUCGGCCGGCACCGUCGCCGAGACGCUGUCGCCCGCCAUGGACAUCCUCGUGUCGUCCAACUUUGAGCGCCUCCUGUUCUACCUCGCGCUCGAGGGCACGACGGCCGGCGCGGUUGCGGCCGACGGCGAGGUCGACGGCGGCCAGGCGGCGCGCGUCCGCAUGGCGGCCGAGAACGUCAAGCUGUGGAUGGACAAGCUCAAGAGUGAGCACCGCGUCAAGGUGCCCCGGCGGGCCGUCGAGGCCGCCAGGCGCGACAUGAUCGCCGACCGCGCGAGCGACGAGGAGACGGCCGAGACGAUCAAGAAGUACUUCUCCAAGACGGACGAGUACGGCUCGUACGUCGCCGACCCGCAUACCGCCGUCGGCCUGUGCGUCGCCAACCGCGUCGCGAAGACCAACCCGGCCAACGUCAUCCAGAUCGUGCUCGCGACGGCGCAUCCGGCCAAGUUCGACUCGGCCGUCUCUGAAGCGCUCGAGGCCGAGCCUUCCUUCAACUUCAAGCGCGACGUUCUCCCGAAAGAGUUUGACGGCCUCCUCGAGCGCGAGAAGCGCGUCAUCGACUGCGACAACGACCCCGAGGCCGUCAAGCGCAUCGUCAAGGAGCACGUCGACAAGCUCUUUGCCAAGCCGGCGGUCGCGGCGUCGGGCCUCUGAGCGAGCGAGGGCGGGUCCGGCGCGAGCGAGGGCGGCUCUCUGUGUAGCGAGUAGAGUGGUGGCGGCGACGAUGCAUGCCUCUCAGUUCAUCCUC